UUACUGUGACGUCAUUACAUAAGAUGUCUGUCUUUGUGUUUUGAUGGCAAUCUACAUGUACAGCGGCUUGUAAGGCAAUUUAGCGCGAAAUUCGUCAAAAUUUGUCAGAAGCUCUGAUCUGCCUACCACUUAUGAGCGAUGGCGAAUCCAGCGAACGUUUUCCGGGUUGGAGAUUACGUUUAUGUUGAGACCAAUCCAUCUUUGCCGUAUCAAAUACGAAGAAUCGAAGAAUUGACAAAGACCAGCAAUGGCCAGGUUGAGGCGAAAGUCCAGUGCUUUUACAGAAAAAGAGAUUUAUCGUCGACUUUGGGUAUCCAGGCAGAGAAACAUUUAUUGCAAGCGGAGGAAGACGCUGAAGUAGAAAUGGGUGACAUUGAACUUGAAGAUGUAUCACGACACCAACUGAGUCACAGAGAGGUCUUCCUCUCUCGGCAGUAUGAAAACAUUAAUGCUAAUACUAUUAGGGGAAAAUGUCUGGUCACACUGUACAAUGAAGCAGAGGUGCUCCCUAAAUACCUUGAGAAAGAGGACUGGUUUUGCUACUUUCUGGUGUACGACCCUCAGCAAAAGUCCCUGGUGGCAGACCGAGGAGAGAUGGGCAUUGGACCUAACUACCAAUGCCUUGUUCCCAAGAAAUGUAUUGAUCCUUCUACAGAUGACAGAGACCUUUCUCAGAUGGAGACUCUUGUUUGGAAACCAGAUAAUUCUCUUUCAGACCGCCAAGUGGACCAGUUCUUGGUUGUUGCCAGAUCUGUUGGUACAUUUGCCAGAGCACUGGACUGCAGCAGCUCAGUUAAGCAGCCAAGUCUGCACAUGAGCGCUGCUGCUGCAUCAAGAGAUGUGACCUUGUUCCAUGCUAUGACCACCCUGCAUAACAGUAUGUAUCAAGUGGGCAAGGCCUUGUCUCAGCUUGUGCCGUCUGGAGGACCUGUCCUAUGCCGGGAUGAGAUGGAAGACUGGUCGGCAGGUGAAGCAAACCUGUUUGAGGAAGCUCUUCAAAAGUAUGGCAAAGACUUCAACGACAUUCAAAAAGACUUUCUCCCAUGGAAGAGUUUCUCUAGUAUUGUUGAGUACUACUACAUGUGGAAAACCACAGAUAGAUACCUACAACAGAAACGCCAAAAGGCUGUUUCCAAAGAAUGCAACCUGACACAAAUAUACAUCCCAGGAUUGGCCCCAAGUAACCCUGCACAGCCCGGCAAGAAACAGACUUCCACAAUUAUCCUCACGCCUCCCCCAGGCGUGACCAGUAACCUGGUGGGGGCUACCUGUGAAGGCUGCUAUGGUUGUACCUCUCAGCAGUGGUACCCGUGGAGCCCUUCCAACUCACAGCACAAGUUCUGGCUUUGUACUUUGUGCUGGAUUUACUGGAAGAAGUAUGGUGGCCUGAAAAAGCCAGAUGGGUUCUCUGGGCGUGGUCAGGCGGGAUUGGAGCCCAGGUACACAUGUAGGGUGUGUGGCAAGGUGUUCAACAGAGCAGAGCGCUUAUCAAGUCACAUGCAAACACACAAGAUGUACAAGUGUGUUGUUCGGGGCUGUGAAAAGUUAUUCAACACCAAGGCACACCUGUCCCGUCACCUGACUUGUAACCAUGGUUACAGGCCUCCAAGCCCACGCAAGCUUAAGCCACGCUCACCGUUCUACAUGUGCUCCACCCAUCUGACUCGGGUAUCGCGGCGAUUGUGUGGUGACUUGAUCGAUGUUCGACACUGGGCACGUGCCCCUGGGGCGAAUCUCAACCUUGCAGAGAUCAAGGCACAAUGCAUAAAGAGAGUCACUGAUCCCAAAUGCACUGCAAUUCUCAAGGCUGAACGCAAGAUGAAGCACAGAGUUCUUGAAAAAGCAGUGGAACAAAUCAAAGCAAACCCACGCAAACCCAAGCCAGCCAAACCUACCCUCCUACCCCUCCCUGGGAUCAACAGCCAUCAGGAUAACACUUCCCCACCUCCCACCUCCCCUGCCCACCACGUGACCUCCCCUGCUAGGAAAAUGAUGCCGCCGCAUAAGAUGACUAUCCCACCCAUCACGCCCAAGGCGAGUGACUGGAAAUACGCCGCCAUCCCUCCCACCAAGGCAGUGGCUGCUAAUACCAACCACAUGCUGGCCAGGAAGAGGAGCUACUCUGAUACCAGCACACUUCAGCAGAACGGCAUUGAUGGGCCUGCACCCAAGCGGCUUAGUGCAACAUCUCCUCUGGGGAAAAAGGGCUGUGAGUGCACAUACUGCGGCAAGAUUCUUCAUAACCAAGCGAGCCUGACGCACCAUGAGCAGACCGUGCACGCCACAGCCACCGAGGCGCCUAAGCAGCGCAGCUACCCCGCCUACUGUGACGUCAGCCCGGCCAUAGGGCCUGGGUCUAACAAGAUCAUGCCGUACGCGCAUCACUCAGUGACGUCGUACAACAACGGUCAGGCCCAGGGCCGCGCGGCCAGCGGGCAAAACCACGCGGACAAGGGCAAGCCCUUCUUGCUCCCCAAGCAAGCCGCGCAAGGCAAGGGCGGCCCAGUCAUGAACGCCAGCAGUAAGCCUGUUCAGCGGCCAGCCAACGUGAACAGGCGCAGUCAUUACCAGGGCAACGGCACGCCACACACGCAUCGGGACAAGAACAACCCUCAGUAUAUCGACCCCCCUGAGGAGUUCCUCUACACUGCUAGCCGAAAAACAAGGAAAUCGAGGAAGACUCUAGUGGCAGACGCCGUGAGAAAAGUCGCACGCAAGCCGUGGAAGCUCGUCCAGUGCAACCCCAAGCUACGGGAACUGAUUAUUGACGCCAAGCCUAUCGUGAACAACCAAGACGCCACCGCCAACGAGAUAAAAAAGGACGCAGUCAGCAACGAGAUCAAAAAAGAACCAGUCGCGCCUACCAACCAGGAGUCCUCGCCUAUAGUUAUCGACGAUGAUUAAAAGGGACAAGUGAAUAUCGCCAAAUUGCGACCUGAGGAGAUUAUGACCAGAUAGCGACCCGAGGGGAAUAACGCCAGAUAGCGACCUGAGGGGAAUAUCAUCAGAUAGCAACCCUAGGGGAUAUCAUCAAAUAGCGUCCAGAGGGGAAUUCGUCAGUUAAUGACCUGGUCGGAUUAUGCGGCUUUUAGCUGUCUGGUGUGAUUGAUGUACACGAAAAUGGGCGGUUAAUUUGUGUUCUGUCUCGAGAACUGGAGAAAUCUCUAUUGAUACUUUAGGUGUUUUGGACUGUUGUGCUGCGUGAGGGAACUUGUGCGAUAUCUGCCUAAACGGUAGGGAGUAGGGAACUAUUGCAAAGGCUUCAAGGCGUGCUAAAAUUGUGCGCGAGCUGUGUUGCAAAAUGAGGAGCCUUUCAAAUAAGGCUUCCUAGUGUGGCUCCGGGACUAAUUGUGUCGGGUUCGAAUAAACGGUUCAACUCGGUCCAUACUGGCGCCACGCCGUACUAUUCGUCAGACUGGUGAAUGACAUGCUAAGGUACUGCAUUCUCGAGGUCUCGUGGAAGAACAGAUAACUAUAAUUGAGCAAGUCCUGGACGAGAUCAUGCGCACAUUAUACACUUCGUAGAUUUAGCAUAUUUCGCAUUAAGCCCCUCCGUUUUUUUCACCACAGGUAGCCCGUACUAUAAAGACGACAGUCCCAUCAUUGUGCGGGCUUCCAUGUGGUGACGCCUUCCACUUCAAUGAAGAAAGCAUUUUCGAGGUGUUGUAAAUAUCACGCUUGGUUAGACUAGCUCUUGUCGACGGAUUUGAUAUUUUUCUUUGACAUUAAUAUUAUCUUUUGACUUUAAAUUAAUAGAAUUCCAUGUAAAGAUAUCUUUCUAUAGCCUGUCAGGUGUAGUACAGUGUUGAUAUUAUGAUGAUGUAUGUUGUUUA
Nematostella vectensis (starlet sea anemone) is the source of this 3833-nucleotide messenger RNA. RefSeq names its product metastasis-associated protein MTA3. The transcript is spliced from 22 exons. The record is from RefSeq and is a predicted model, not a curated record. Gene Ontology annotation, cellular component: nucleoplasm; NuRD complex. Lineage: Eukaryota; Metazoa; Cnidaria; Anthozoa; Actiniaria; Edwardsiidae. Gene Ontology annotation, molecular function: sequence-specific DNA binding; transcription corepressor activity; chromatin binding. Gene Ontology annotation, biological process: negative regulation of transcription by RNA polymerase II. Bases 139 to 2904 code for a protein of 921 amino acids.